This is a messenger RNA of Kwoniella mangroviensis CBS 8507, 2775 nucleotides long. RefSeq lists its product as uncharacterized. The record is from RefSeq and is a predicted model, not a curated record. The transcript has 10 exons. NCBI's taxonomy places the organism in Eukaryota, Fungi, Basidiomycota, Tremellomycetes, Tremellales, Cryptococcaceae. Gene Ontology annotation, biological process: mRNA splicing, via spliceosome. Gene Ontology annotation, cellular component: post-mRNA release spliceosomal complex. The coding region runs from base 1 to 2775 and encodes 924 amino acids.
AUGGGCGAAUCAUCAAGACGAGAUCGAUCAAGAUCCCGCUCACCAUCUCGAAAACAUCGUGAACGGGAUCGCAAGGACAAAAACCGAGAGAGCAGAGAUCGAUCACCGUCUUCGAAGCAUCACUAUCAUCAUAGAUCGUCCAAACAUCACGAAGAUGAAGAUAGACACAGGAAGCAUAAAAAGGACAGAAGGGAUAGGGACGAGACUGAGGAAGAGAGGAAUGAGAGGAAGAGGCUGAAGAAGAAAAAGAGCAAGGUGGAUGAAAAAGGAUUGGAAAUUGUUGAUGAUGAUUAUGAUGAGUCGAUGUGGGUAGAAAAGGGGAUUGAUGGAACGGAAGCCACAUCAAAUAUACCUACUUCCGAUUCACUGGCACUCCAAUCCAACCCUUCCAACCCUCCUCCAAAGGUGCCUUUACCCCCGUCGACUUCCAGCGGAUCUCAGGCUAGAGAGAGAGAGUCAUGGAUGCUGGAGCCUCUGGAUGGCACCUCAGCGACUGUACCUGCUCCAACAAGAGAUAUACCGAGAAGUGCAGGAAGUAGGGGAGGCAUGACAGAAGGCUAUGGGGAUGAGACCGUGUCAAAUAGGAAUUUGGGAGGAGGGAUGGAUUUCUUCGAAGGACUGGGAACGGUCCAUGAGAGGAAAGAUCCAAAAGCUGAUUUACCUGAUCCGUCAAAACUGGUCGUCGACAAGCGAUUUGAGCUGAAUACACAGUUGCUGGAAGGUAAAAAUAUCGAUGAUUAUGAGACUAUUGAAAAGAAAAUCACCCCUGGUGGACCGGGAUACCAGUGGAGGAUGAUGAAGUUGAAGCGACUGUAUGAACAAGCGGAGGAACAGAAUCGAGAAGUUGAAGAUGUCGCUUUAGAGCGAUAUGGUAAUCUUGAAGAUUUCCAAGCCGCCCUCGAAGAACGACGCAUAUUAGACGAGAAAGAGGCAAGACGUAGAUCCCGAAGGGGUCAACCUGGUUCAGAUGGAUUUUCAACGCCUGGAGGAGGAUCUUCAGGAUUUCGUACACCUGAUACAACCAAUCGGAGAUUCAUGUUCACGAACCCAUCAGGUGGAGAGGAGCUCGGAUCAAGUAGACCAAGUUCAAGAAGUGGAUUCAGACGUCCACAAGGUCAAGGUGAAGAGAAUGAUUUCCAGACCCCCUCUGGAUCCGGAGGAGGAAGAAUCGAUGAAUUACGUAGAAGGGAGAGUGGUACGAAUGUCAAUGUCACUCCCGGAGGUAAAGAGAGGGCAAUCGGAUUCACAAGUCAACAGCCUAAAGUAUCGACGCCAAUUCCAAGUGUGUUCACUCCUACUUCCUUGACCCGAUCUGCUUCAGGAUACCCUUUCAAUUCUACCGCCGAGGGAGGGGGCGGUGCGGUGGAAAAUCCUGAUCCUACUUCAUCCAAACCGCCUUUGACGACCGAACAGUUAAAUAAACUACAAGCGAGAGUCAUCAGAGCUAAACUGAUGGAUGAACCCAAUGCGGUGUCACUAGAAGAAGAAUACGAGAGGGAAAGAACGAAAUCUGAACGGGCAAAAGAGAAUGGCGGAGCGGGAUUAUGGCAAGGCUCGACUGAUCCUAGUGGAUUACAAGGUCAGUUCGGAAGGACGGACGGUAAAGGGAAUCAAGUUGAGGUGCAGAUGUUGCCGACACUGGACGGGAGAGGUAAAUUGUAUGAUGUUGGAUUGGGCGCUUCGGAUGAAGGGGAAUUGCGGCCUGGUAAUAGGAGAAAGAAGGUUGAAAAGUUCGAGACUAGAGAUAGGGAAGGGAACGUCCUUCGGUACAAUGCAGAUGAUGAUACCCAAUCUCUGGGUGAAUUAGUGAGACAAGAAAAAUUCGGUGCUGGAUCAAGUGAUCAGAAGAAUAUGGAUGCGGAGAUGGCAGCUGCUAUCACUAGAGAUGCCAAAUUUGAGUCUGAUGUUGACUAUAUGGACGAUAAUGUUGAUAAACUUGCAAGGAGGAAGAUGAAGAGUGAUGCGAUGAAACGGGCAUUCGCAAUCAAUGAUUACGCUAGAACGAAGAAAGCUCUUGACAGUUGUUCAUUCUGCUAUCAAGAUGAUCGAAAUCCCCUGGCAGCGAUCGUCGCUCUAGGUACUCGAACGUACAUGUGUUGCACGCAAUUCGAAGAACUCGUUCCUGGACAUUGUCUGAUCGUACCUAUACAGCAUCAUCUAAGUAUGUUGGAGAUGGAUGAUGAUGAUUGGGAAGAAGUCAGGAAUUUCAUGAAAUGUCUGAUGCGUAUGCACGCUCAAACGAACCACGGAGUGAUCUUCUUCGAAACGGUCUUAUCAUUCAAAUAUCAAAAACACACUUAUAUCGAAGCUAUCCCAGUCCCUUAUGAAACUUUCCAAGAUUUACCUGCCUACUUUAGAGAAUCGAUAAUGGCCUCUGAAGGAGAAUGGACACAACAUAAGAAAAUUAUUGAUUUUUCAACUAGACCGGGUGGAUUUAGGAGGAUGAUGGUUCCCAACUUGCCUUAUUUCAUGUGUCAAUGGGAUUACAAGGGUGAAAAGGGGUAUGGACAUGUGAUUGAGGGUGUAUCGGAUAGUGGGACAGGUGCGGGUAAAGCGGAAGGUGAAGAUAAAGAGGGGGAUGUAGGUGGUGCAGGGGGUAAAGAAGAUGAAUUUCCAAGAUACUUUGCAGCGGAAGUUAUAGGUAAUGUGUUAGGUUUGGAACCUCGUAAAUGGAGGAAACCACGUAAGAUAGAUUAUAAUUUGAAUAAAGAUCGAGCUAGAAAAUUAGGAGAAAAGUUCCAACCUUUUAAUUGGACUGUUGGACAAGGCGUCUAG